AUGUCAACUGCUUGCUCACUUCCUCCUUGGUAUUAUAAAUAUAUUCUAGAAGUUAUCGAAUGUCUAUCAAUUCCAUUGAACUGUUUAGUUUCGUAUUUUAUUUGGAAUGAUACAAAUACAAAACUUACUUAUAAAUUGUGUGUUAGUUUUAUGCAGGUAACAUUUAAAAAAAUUCAAUUUUUGGCCAGAACUUUGAUUUUUUUCUCCAGUUCAUCUCAUUUGUUGUUGAAACCGAUAUGUCUGUUUUCACAUGGCCUUGGUAUACUUUUCCUCUUCUUGGUGGAUACAGUCAAUCAUCAUUUUCAAAAUAUUUCAAUAUUUCAACUCAUGCUUUAAUAUUAUUCUAUGGGUUUUUCAUAACUUGCGAAAUUCCCGCGUGUUUACAAAGUUUCUAUUAUCGAUAUGAGGAAACACGCAAUCUUCAAAGCAAAAAAGGAUUUGCAAAAAUAAGUCUAUUACUUCUAAGUAUCACAUAUUUAUAUCCAUUUGCAAUGACUUAUUUUAUACACGAUAUGUCAACACCAUUCCACAUAAAAUAUCGAAUUAUGAAAGAGGUUUGAUGAAUCAAAAAGUUUUGUAAGAGAUCUCUCGAUUUCAGAAGUUUCCCGAAUGUAUGGAAUUGUUUCUCGAUGCAUCUUUUGAAUUUUAUGACACUUCAACACCAGAGUGUAUGCAUCUUACAGUUUAUUUCUGUUCAAUUAUGAUCAUCACUUUUUUGUGAGUAGAUUUUAAGAGAAGCUUUAAAAAAUCUUGAAUAUUUUCAGCAAUGCGCUUUAUUUGGCAUAUGCAACUUUCUCAAUUCUAAACAAUUUACGUGGAUUAAUGUCCCGCCAGACUUAUAGAGUUCACUUGAACGCAUCAAUCAAUCUAUUCACAUUAACCCUUUGCCCUUUUGUAUUGAUUGUUUUUCCCCUUGUAUUUUGUAUGUUUAUUAUUAUUUUUGAUGCUGUGGAAUUACAGAGUAAGUUUAGUUUUUCAAAUGCUCACUGAUGUGUUUUUCUAGAGUACGGCAAUCUGUCGAUGAUUGGAAUUGCUGCACAUUCAUCGGUUUUUUCUUUUGUGAUUCUAGUAACAAAAUCAAAAUAUCGAAAAGUUAUGCAAUCUUGGCUGCCUAAUUUCAAACAACCGAUUGAGAAAGUUUUUGUUCGAACAACUGAUAACACACCUUCGGCACUGGUAUUUUGA
Molecule: messenger RNA, 1185 nt
Organism: Caenorhabditis angaria
Lineage: Eukaryota; Metazoa; Nematoda; Chromadorea; Rhabditida; Rhabditidae
Source: the annotation of a GenBank genome assembly